GUUUCUAUAUUACGUAGACCUAUCUAUGACUCCCCGCGCACAAGAUAAAGGGGUUAAACGGAACAAUAAUUGUUUUCUGGUGCAAAGGUUUCCAAAUUCGGUUAAAUAGUGUGUUCCUUGACACAGUUGUGCACUCUUUCAGGGCAGAACCCCUCCCUUUUGUGAUUUAUUAUAUGAUUUUUCUUUAACAGCAUGCUCAGUGUUUCACCCUGGAAACCCAAGCGAAAUAUUUCCACGAGUAGUAAGUGGAGAUCUCACUUUAAAAAAAAAAAAAACUCCAUAAGUUUCGGAAUACGUAAACGGAAGUUCCUUGUUAAUGACUCGGCUACGCUCCGACUUUACAAGAGUGAGAAUGGAUGUUUAAUCGUCCAAACCAACGCUUCGAGCCACUUCCUGCAUCGAUGGCAGUUCCUGAUAAAGAAUUACUUCGUGCUAUCCACCAAAUAUCAGAAUCCCUCGGCAGCAACGAACGCUCCAAGAUUCUUUACUUGUGCGGGACUUCGGACACGGACAAUACAGCCGGGCACAUAAAGGAGACUCUUAAGUCCAAGGUCAGGAGUUACGACAAAGGGCGUCUGUUCUUGGCCGAGCUCAUGCUACAUUUGGGGAGAUUUGACAUACUCCGGCAGGUAUUUGGGUUCAGCCGGGACGACGUGGAGAGAGCCUUGAGAUCCGAGCAAGUUCUACCCAGAUUCAGAGUUCUUAUGGCUCACAUCAGCGAGGACAUGGCCCAUGAGGAUGUGAGCAGUGUCAAGUUUCUGCUGGGUCCCAUGCUACCGCGUGAGAAAAUGGAAACCGCGAAGGAUUUCCUGGACUUGAUUGUCGAACUCGAGCACGUGGGCAAGGUUUCCCCGACAAGCGUGGACCUUUUGGAGGAGUGUUUAAUGGACGUCGGCAGGGUAGACCUGGCCAAAAAGCUCAAGGUGUACAAGAUGUCAGUAAACACGCCAGCAGUACCCGAGGAAUUGGUGCAAGUGGUGCGCCACGCCUGCCAGGAGACCCCAGUCAGUCGGUACAAGUUCGCCAGUGACCCAAGAGGAGAGUGCGUAAUCAUCGACUGCGUGGGGCAUGACGGAGAGAUGAUGGCGCAGAUUUUUAAGUCGCUGCACUUCAACGUGACCCUGCACAAAUGGCUCAACCUGGUGGAGACUGUCUCGACGCUCAGGCAGGUCUUCCGAAGAAGUCCGGAUCGCAGCGGCGACGGCUUCGUCUGCUGCAUCAUCAGCCGGGCGACCGACAAUCGCCUCCAGGCCACGGACACGAACUGCGAAGGCCUGCGCCUGGAAGAUGUCCGCCGCUUCUUCAACGGCGACGCCUGUCCGGUGCUGGUCGGCAAGCCGAAACUCUUCUUCGUCCAGAGCUACGCCGUGUCCGAGUUCCAACCCUGCGCCGUAGUGAACCGCUGGGACGACGGCUUGGAGUCGGACGGCGGCGGCGGUCAGCUGAGACCCGAUUGUCUCCCGGCUGACGCGGACGUGCUCUGGAGUCACUGCUCGACCGGGGAGGAUCAACUGCAGCGAGGCCGACACCGGUCCGUUUACCUCAAGGCUUUAACGGACGCCUUGGGUCGAAACCAGGGAAGGAGCCGACAUCUGGUCGAGCUUCACCUGGAGGUGAACGGCGCCAUCUUCGAGCACAACAGCCGGCAUCCCGAGGAGCAGUACCACAUAGACCUGAAACAUACUUUGAGAAAAGAUCUGUAUUUGUAGCUGUCGAUAUUUGCACUUGAAUCUAUCUUAACAAUGUAAACACAUGACUUCAUAUACUACCGUAUUCAGAUAAGCCUUUUUACAUAGACGUAUCUUGUGUGUUUUAUUCCUACAAUGUGUAUUUUCCUUGCACAGUGCAGCUAAAAACACGUUUGUCAAGUUUCAUACUUUCCUUGUAUUGCUACACUGUACACGACAAUGAUUUGCAGUCGUGUCUCUACCAUUGUCUUUGUCAAUAAUAGAGAUACACAAUGUAAACAUACUGCAUAUUUAAUUAUUUGUGAUGUUCCUGUACUUACCAUGAGCAUAAGGAUGGUUCUUUUUAUGACUUGUGCUCAAAUGAAUAAGUUACUCUCCUUUUAGGACGGAGCAGCAGUUGAAGAUGACAAUAUAAUUGAAGUAAAUAUGAUUCAUAGUGUUUGGGAUGCAAAAAAAAAUCUUUUUAUUAAGCAAUGGUCUGAAAAAUUCACCUAUUUGCUGUUUUUUGUUCUGUGUGAAACACCCGAAGAUGGCGCCAAAUCCCAGUCUAGUAGGAAAAGGCGUGUUUUUUUUGUGGUCUCAAGGAAGUGUGUUGAAGUGAUACAUCUCGACUGAGAGACGAGGAUUGUAUGCUGGAGCGGAGCUAAUUUAGCCUGGGUUGUUAGCGAAAGUUGGAGGGUGUUUGUACACGCAUGACUGGUGGCUUUUUAAAUCAACUGCUAUUUAUAUUUGAAGGUUAAUGUAAAAUGGCUUUGAAAUACUAAAAGUUUUCUGGGAUUGUA
Syngnathoides biaculeatus (alligator pipefish) is the source of this 2470-nucleotide messenger RNA. RefSeq names its product CASP8 and FADD-like apoptosis regulator. The transcript is spliced from 8 exons. The record is from RefSeq and is a predicted model, not a curated record. Bases 357 to 1709 code for a protein of 450 amino acids. Gene Ontology annotation, biological process: negative regulation of extrinsic apoptotic signaling pathway via death domain receptors; proteolysis. Lineage: Eukaryota; Metazoa; Chordata; Actinopteri; Syngnathiformes; Syngnathidae. Gene Ontology annotation, molecular function: protein binding; cysteine-type endopeptidase activity.